CAGCUGCUGCUGAUGCUGAGAGGACACCGGGACACCAGGGACUAAAACAGGACACCAGGACCCGCAGGGACACGCACGGACCCCCCGGACCCCCCAGAUCAUCCAUCACCUGACGGGGACGCGCAGAAACGCGCAGAGCCGCGUCAGCGGCGCGUAACGGAACCAGACAGCGCUCGGAUUGGCUCGGAUUGGAACCAUUUUUGGGGUUUUUCUGUUUUAUCAUGCAAGAAAACGGAGAAUAAAAGGAAAUAAAAAGGAUAAAUUCCCGGAUCUAUUAGGAUUUAGUCCCUGUGGAUUGUUUUCUGGAGGAAACGGAACCCGCUUUGCGUCCAGAUUCAUCUCCUCAGAAAACCCGGCGGAAUCGAUGAAUGCGUAGCCGGGUCCGGCCAUGUGGAUAACGAGUGCAGGUCCGAGGUCCCGGGUCCCGGUCCUGGUCCUGGUCCUGGUCCUGGUCCGGGUCCAGGCCGCCCUGGCCGCCCUGGAGCUGCAGCUGGACGAGAACCAGCCGGCCGGCACCAUCGUUGGGGAUAUCAGCGCGGGCCUGCCGGCCGGCGAGACGGCGUCGCUCUACUUCAUCUCCGACCUGGGCGGCUCCGGCGUGGGCUCCGGGGUCGGCUCCGACCUGCACAUCGACGAGACCACCGGCAUCAUCACCACGGCGCGGCGGCUGGACCGCGAGGAGCGCGACCACUACAGCUUCAUCGCCGUGACGGUGACCGGCACCACCAUCGAGGUGUCGGUCACCGUCAACGACGUCAACGACCACGCGCCCCAGUUCCCCCGGAAGAGGACGCUGCUCAAGAUCCCGGAGCACACGGCCGUGGGGACGCGGUUCCCCCUGGACCCGGCCUCGGACCCGGACCGGGACCAGCUCACCACGCAGGGCUACACCAUCAGAGAGGGGAACGUGGGCCAGGCGUUCCGUCUGGAGAGUAAACGCGGCUCCACGGACGCGGCGCUGCAGCUGGACCUGGUGGUGAACGGCCCGCUGGACCGCGAGCAGCGGCCGGCCUACACGCUGCUGCUAGAGGCCUUCGACGGGGGCUCGCCCCGCAGGCUGGGCUCCACCACGCUGGAGGUGGCGGUGACCGACGUCAACGACCACGCCCCCGCCUUCAACCAGAGCCGCUACCACGCCGUCAUCUCGGAGAGCCUCCCGCAGGGAAGCAGCAUCUUACAGGUGUUUGCAACAGACAAGGACGAGGGCGACAACGGUCUGGUUCUGUACGAGAUCAACCGGCGUCAGAGCGACCCGGACCGAUACUUCGUCAUCGACCUCAAGUCCGGCGUCAUCACCCUGAACAAAGGACUGGACUACGAGAAGAAGAGAGUCCACGAGCUGGUGGUGCAGGCGCGGGACAACGCCAGCCAGCCCGAGGUGACCAACACGUUCGUGACGAUCCACGUGCGCGACUUCAACGACAACCAGCCGACGAUGACGAUCAUCUUCCUGAGCGAGGACGGGUCCCCGCGGAUCUCGGAGGGCGCGGAGGCGGGCGAGUACGUGGCCCGGAUCUCGGUGACGGACCCGGACUACGGCGAGUACGCUAACGUGAACGUGUCCCUGGAGGGCGGCGACGGGCGCUUCGCCCUCACCACCAAGGACAGCAUCAUCUACCUGAUCUACGUGGACGCGGCGCUGGACCGCGAGGAGCGCGACUCCUACGACCUGCGCGUCACGGCCACCGACGCCGGCUCGCCGCCGCUGCGCGCCGAGUCGGCCUUCACCCUCACGGUGACCGACGUCAACGACAACCCGCCGCUGUUCGACCAGCAGGCGUACCGGCAGACCAUCCCCGAGGUGGUUUACCCGGGAUCCUUCGUGCUGCAGGUGACGGCGCGGGACAAGGACCAGGGCCCCAACGGGGACGUCCGCUACAGCCUGCUGCCCGGCGGGGACUCCCACUCCGACUGGUUCUCCAUCGACCCCGUCACCGGCAUCAUCACCACGGCGACCGCCCUGGACUUCGAGUCGGAGCCGGCGCCCAGCGUCACCGUGGUGGCCACGGACGGCGGCCGGCCGCCGCUGUCGUCCACGGCAACCGUGGACAUCGUGGUGCAGGACGUCAACGACAACGCGCCCGUGUUCCCGCGGGAUUUCUACAACGCCUCGGUGGGGGAGAACACGCCGGCGGGAAGCUGCUUCCUCCAGGUCUCGGCCACCGACGGGGACCGCGGUUCCUUCGGGGCCCUGGUCUACGCCCUGGGGUUCUCCUCUGGAACCGGGACCCAGACCCCCUUCACCAUCAACAAGGAGACGGGGCAGAUCUGCACCAGCAACCCCCUGGACCGGGACCAGGGACCGGACCGGUUCGACCUGACGGUGACGGCCACCGACGGGGGCGGUCUGAGCUCGACGACCCGCGUCCGGGUGACGGUGACGGACGUCAACGACAACCGUCCGUCCUUCUACCCGCUGCUCUACACCGUCAGCCUCAGUACCCACAGUGCACCGGGAACCUCCGUCGCCAGGGUAACGGCCAACGACCCCGACGCCGGGGACAACGGCCGGGUGACGUACCGCACCGUGCCAGGAGGGGGCUCCACCUUCUUCACCCUCAACAAGGACACGGGCGUGAUCUCUCUGUCCCGCUCCCUCCACGGUAAGGCCAACUCCGUGAUCUCCAUGGUGAUCUCGGCCGAGGACGGCGGCGGGCUGGCGGCGCCGGCUAACGCGCGGGUGAACGUUAGCGUGGUGGGCGGCUCGGUGGCGCCCCCCGUCUUCCAGCAGGCGCAGUACUUCUUCACGGUGUCGGAGGACGUGCUCCGGGGGACGGAGGUGGGACUCGUCCACGCCGCCACCAAGACCGGCGUCUCAAAGGGCGUGUUCUACUCCGUCUCCUCCGGAGACCCCGACGGCUACUUCACGGUGGACGGCGGCUCUGGUACCAUCCGGACGGCGCUGCCGCUGGACCACGAGACCUGCUCCAGCCUGGACCUGGAGAUCCAGGCCCGGUCCGGGUCCCCGCCGGCCUACGGGACCAGCCGGGUCCGGAUCACCGUCUCCGACGUCAACGACAACGCGCCGACCUUCCUGCCCUCGUCGUCCGAGUCCAUCGUGCUGCCGGAGGCCACCAAGAUGGGGGCCGUCAUCUACCGCAUCUCGGCCACGGACCGGGACUCGGGCCACAACGGCCAGCUGAGCUUCGACCUGGUGUCGGCCGGCGCUGCCGGUGGUGCUGCUGGCGGCGCCGGCCAGAGGACCUUCGGCGUGGACCGGAGCACCGGGGAGGUGCGGCUCAUCGGGGCGCUGUCCUACGACAGCGUUCCACGCUACGACCUACAGGUGACGGCGAAGGACGGCGGAGCUCCUCAGCUCAGCUCCACCUUCACGCUGGUGGUUCAGGUUCAGGCUCCGGACGCCGAGGGUCCGAACUUCGACACCCUGAUCUACCGGGUGGAGCUCCGGGAGAACUCGGCCCUGAACACGCGGUUCCUGCAGGUCCGAGCGCUGAACAGAGAGGCUGCUGGGAACUCUGGCUCCUCGUCCUCCCCCAUCUCCUACCGGCUCCGGCCCGACGGCGACGCCGCCGGCUUCGGCGUGGCGCCGGACAGCGGCUGGCUGUUCGUGCGCAGCGCGGUGGACCGCGAGGUGAAGGACCUGUACCUGCUGACGGUGCUGGCCACGUCGGGCCGGGCCGGGGCCGCCGCGGGGCCGGGGGGGGCCGGCCGCACCGGCAGCGCCACCGUUAGGGUCACGGUCACCGACGAGAACGACAACGCCCCGCGCCUGAGCCAGGACCGGGUGUUCCUGGCCGUCAGGGAGAACCUGCUGGCCGGGACCGGCUUCGGACGGGUGUCGGCCUCGGACCGCGACGCCGGGCUCAACGCCCGCCUCGCCUACCGGCUGCUGCACCAGGACCGACGCUUCCAGAUCAACGCCCAGACCGGGGAGAUCAGCACCCGGCUGGCCCUGGACCGGGAGCAUCAGUCCAGCUACCAGCUGGUGGUGGUGGUGCAGGACGGGGGCACGCCGCCGCGCAGCGCUACCGGCACCGCCCACAUCACGGUGCUGGACGACAACGACAACGCUCCAAUAUUCACCCACGUCAGGCCGGACAGGGAGCUGCUGCUGCAGGUGACGGAGGGACUGCCGUCCGGGACGGUGGUCGGGGCCGUGACGGCCAAAGACCCGGACGAGGGCGAGAACGGGACCAUCUACUACUCCCUGUCAGGUCCCCGAGCCGAGCGGUUCUCCCUGAACCCGACCAGCGGGGAGCUCCGGACCGCCGCCCCGCUCAGGUUCGUGGAGAGAGCCGAGUACGGGUUUACGGUGACGGCCGCCGACCACGGCUCGCCGGGCCAAAGCUCCACCUGCCAGAUCCGGAUACAGGUCCUAAGCUCCGCCCUUUCCCCCACCACCUCCGUCCUCUCCGUGACGCUGACGGCGGAGGAAGGCUCCGCCCCCGGCUCCGUGAUUGGCUCGGUGCGGCCGGACCAGCGUGGCUCCGCCCCCCCGGCGGGUCAGGUGACCUACCUGCUGGUGGGCGGGUCCGACCAGGACGGCACCUUCAUGGUGGACCGUCUCGGCGGCGACGUGCUGCUGGUGCGCGAGCUGGACUACGAGCGCGGCCACCGCUACACGCUGCACGUCGAGGUGUCCGACUUCUCCGGGAACUUUCCCAGCAGCCACCUGGUCAAGCUGGACAUCCAGGUGACGGACAGCAACGACCACGCUCCCCGCUUCCUCCAGGACCCCGUUACCAUAGUAACCCCCGAGAACGCCGAGCCAGGGGCCUCGAUCUACACCUUCCAGGCCGAGGACCAGGACGGCAGCGGCCCGAACAGCGAGCUGCGUUACUCCAUCCAGCACCGCUGGCCCGACUCCCCGGACCUGCUGCUCCUGGACCCGGUUAGCGGCGUGCUAACGCUGGGCCGGCGUCUGGACCGCGAGGCCACGCCCUCCGUGUUCCUGGUGGUCCGGGCCACCGACCAGGCGGCCGACCCGGCCCGGCGCCGCUGGGCCUCCGUCUCCGCCCGCAUCUUCGUCACCGACCAGAACGACAACGCGCCCGUGUUCGGGUCGCCGUCGGCCGUCAGCGUCAUGGAGGACACGCCCGUGGGGUUCGUGGUUCUGUACCUGACGGCCCGGGACGACGACGAGGGCGACAACGGACGGGUUUCCUACCGGAUCCAGGCGGGAAACAGCGGGGGCCGGUUCAGCCUGAACCCCAAUACCGGAGCUCUGUCCAUCCAGAAGGUUCUGGACCGGGAGCAGCAGGACUCCUUCAACCUGACGGUGUUGGCGGAGGACGGCGGUUCUCCCCAGCUCUCGUCCUCCACGCUGCUGCGCGUCACCGUCAUCGACGUCAACGACGAGGCCCCGGCGUUCACGCAGGACCAGUUCCAGGCCCGGGUGGUGGAGAACCGGGGACCCGGCACCACGGUGAUCCGGGUGGAGGCCACGGACCGGGACCAAGGUUCCAACGGCCAGGUGACGUACGGAGGAGUGACGGAGGACGGAUUCAUCAUCAACCCCCUGACCGGAGUCAUCACCACCACCAAGGAGCUGGACGCAGAGACGCAGGACCGCUACACGCUAACCGUCUACGCCCGGGACGGCGGCCUCCCUCCCAACUUCUCCAAGGCCGUGGUCCGCGUGGAGGUGACGGACGAGAACGACAACGCGCCGGCGUUCGCUAAGCUGUGGUACCAACUGGAGGUUCCGGAGAACCAGGACCCCGUGGAGCUGAGCCUGCUCCGGGCCUCGGACCCGGACUCUGGUCCUGGAGGGGAGCUGGAGUACCGGAUCAAUGGCGGCGACCCGGACCAGGACUUCCGUCUCCACCCCACCACGGGAACUCUGGCCACGUCGCGGGGCCUGGACCGGGAGAAGACGGCGAGCUACGACCUGGAGGUGGUGGCGUCGGACCGGGGCAGCCCCGCCCUCAGCGCCACCGUCACCGUCCAGGUCACGGUGCUGGACGUCAACGACAACUCGCCCGCCUUCAGGAAAAGCAGCUACGCAGUGGACGUGUCGGAGGACGCAGCCGAGGGAUCGCUGGUGGUGGAGGUUUCGGCCUCCGAUGCUGACGACGGCGUUAACGGGAAGGUUCUGUACUUCCUGAGCCCGGAAGUUCGCGGUUCCUUCUCCGUGGACGGAGACUCUGGCCGCAUCACCACGGCGGCGCCGCUGGACCGGGAGAAAACGCCGUCGUACAGUUUCCAGGUGUUCGCCGUCGACCUGUCGCCGGCGGCCCCGAGGAAUUCCUCCGCUCAGGUGACGGUCUCGGUCCUGGACGUGAACGACAACGCCCCGUUCUUCCUCACGGACCCGCUGGUGGUCGAGGUUUCGGCCCGUCGUUCGUCCCAGCGCAUUCUCGCCACCAUGAAGGCCGAGGACAAAGACUUCGGCGCCAACGGCUCGCUGUUCUACCGCUUCGCCGCGCCGGCGCCGGGCUUCGGCAUCAACUCGCUGACGGGCGAGAUCCGGGCCACGGAGCCGCUAACGGGGCUAACACCGGCCCAGCGGACCCUGAUCGUGGAGGCCAUGGACCAGGGAAACCCCGCGCAGUCGGCGCACGGCGUCGUGGUCGUCCACGUCACGGAGCAGCCGCACGACGGAAUCCGCUUCUCCAGGAACGCUAGGGACGUUAGCCUGCAGGAGAACGCUGUUAAAGGCACGGCGGUGGCUCAGGCUCAGGCCCAGCAUCCCGACGGUUCCAGGAGAGGAAUCAGCUACAGCAUCUUCAGUGGAAACAAACGGCAGGCUUUUACCAUCAGCUCCUCCACAGGAGAGAUCUGGGUGGAGAGCUCCAGGGGUCUGGACUUCGAGGACUCCCCCCGACUCCGGCUGGUGGUGAAGGCGGAGACGGUGACGUCCACGUCCUUCACGGCCAUCAACCUGGUCCUGCAGGACGUCAACGACAACCUGCCGCGCUUCCAGCUGCAGAACUACGUGGCCUACAUGAGGGAAGCGCAGGGCUACGAGACGCCCAUCAUAAAGGUGGUGGCCGAGGACGUGGACCAGGGCAGCAACGGUCAGGUGACCUACUCCAUCCAAUCCUCCGGCAUGAGCGGUCUGUUCAGGAUCAACCCGGCGACCGGCAGCAUCACCACGGCCGCUAUCAUGGACCGGGAGAUCUUCAAACAGACCAAGCUGGUCGUCACGGCGACCGACAGAGGGAGUCCCCGGCUAGCCGGUUCAGCUACGCUAACGGUGAUCAUCGUGGACCAGAACGACAACAGUCCCACCAUCCCGUUACCCCAGGAAGUUCGGAUACCGGAGAAUACGCUGAUCGGGACGGAGAUCACGCUGGUGACGGGCAACGACGUGGACUCGGGCCCCGCGCUGUCGUACUCGCUGCAGCUGGACGGGACGGCGGCGGGAAAGUUCGGGAUCCACCGCUACGGCGGCGGCGUGUCGCUAACGGGCCCGCUGGACUUCGAGGAGAAGACGUGGUUCACGGUGACGGUGCGGGCCACGGACGGCCGGCACCGUGCCGAGGCCAACGUCACCGUCGUGGUGGAGGACGUCAACGACAACGCCCCGGCCUUCACGCACGACCUCUACCAGGUUACUCUGCCGGAGCACACGCCGCCUGGAAGUCCCGUCAUCACCGUGACGGCCACCGACAGAGACUCGGGAGAAAACGGCCGGAUCACCUACAGCGUGAUGUCGUCGACGCAGGAAGGAUUCUACAUCGACGCCAACAACGGAACUCUGUUCAUCAACCACCGGGCUGAGUUUGACCCCGAACGUCCGUCCGUCAACAUCGUGAUCGAGGCCCGGGACCGAGGGACGCCCCCUCUGUCCUCCCUCACCACGGUGCAGGUUCACAUCGCCGACGUCAACGACCACGCGCCGGCGUUCCACCAGGCCGACUACAGAGCCACCGUGUCGGAGGAUUCCGUCCCCGGCUCCACCGUCCUGACCUUCGAGGCGUUCGACGGCGACCUGUCGCGGGAAAACUGCGGCUUCGACUUCGCCGUCGCCGACGGCAACGAGGGCAACGCGUUCCAGAUGGAGAGCAGCGUGCGGUUCGUGGAGGGGCGGGGCUUCCGGACGGUGGGGACGCUGCUGCUGUCGGAGGGGCUGGACUUCGAGACGAAGCCGCUCUACAACCUGACGGUGGUGGUGUCGGACCGCGGCGUCCCCCAGCGCAGCUCCAGCGUCGCCGCGGUGAUCACCGUCGCAGACGUCAACGACAACCCGCCGGCGUUCGCCAGGGCCGAGUACAGCGUGUCGCUCAGCGAAGCAGCCGAGGCCGGGACGGAGAUCAUACGACUGACGGCCACAGACCCGGACUCGACUCCCAACGCAGAAGUCCAGUACUCCAUCAGCUCCGGGGACGAGGUGUCCUUGUUCUCCAUCGACCAGUGGACGGGAGCGCUGCGUCUCCGGCAGGCGCUCGACCGCGAGCACCAGCCGACGCACACCGUGGUCGUCCAGGCCGCCGACGGACACGGACACUUCGCUCUGGUCCCCGUCGUCGUGGAGGUCAAAGACGUCAACGACAACCACCCGUUCUUCCCCGUCGACGUCCUGACGGCCACCGUCCGAGAAAACCAGCCCCCGAACUCGGCGGUGACCGUCCUGCACGCCAUCGACCACGACACGGGCGUCUUCGGCCAGCUCAAGUACCGCAUGAUGGAGCGGUCGGGGACGGAGAAGGACAGCUUCGUCGUGGACGACGACUCGGGGGAAAUCCGGAGCAAGAUCACCUUCGACUUCGAGAAGGUCAACUCCUUUAACUUCGUGGCGGUGGCCGUGGACGCGGGCGACAAGUCGGCCACGGUGACGGUGCAGGUGUACGUCACCGGCGAGGACGAGUACGACCCGCUCUUCGCGUCCACGGAGCUUUCGUUCGAGGUUCCCGAGGGAGCCAGGAAAGGCGCGAGCAUCGGGGAGGUGCGAGCUAACGACGAGGACGGAGGCGUGGACGGCAUCGUCCUCUACAGCCUCACCUCCCCGUCCACGUAUUUUGAUGUUAACAAAACCACCGGGGUGGUUUUCCUGAAACUGGACGGCUCUGUUAGCGGCGGCGGUGGCGGCGGAUCGAGCCGGGCGAAGCGGGAAACCCGGACGAUGACGUUGGACGUGAAAGCCCACAGUCCCCUGGAGACGUCUCGCUCCGCCACGGCGCAGAUCUCCAUCGACGUGACCAACACCAACUUCGGCUUGGCCACCGACGUCAACGUCCUGCUCAUUAGCAUCAUCGCCGCAUCGCUCGGUUUCAUCGUCCUGCUGGUCGUCUUGGCCGUCGUUAUCUUCCUGUCCAAGUCGCGCAAGAGGAAGAAGGAGCAGGAAGCAGGAAACGCUGUCGCCGCGGGAACCGCCAUGAAGAAGCUGGACGAUUCGGCAGCGGGGGAAAGUAUCUACCACCAGACAUUGCCCGGGUACGACCAGGGCGGCGUCGGCGGAGGGCAGUAUCCCCGGGGGGGCUCGCUGGACCCGUCGCACUCCAGUGGGCGGGGAUCGGCCGAGGCGGCCGAGGACGACGAGAUCAGGAUGAUCAACGAGUACCCGCGCGUGGCGUCCAUCACCUCGUCCAUGCAGGAGCACAUCUCAGCAAGAGGACCCGACUCCGGGAUCCAGCAAGACGCCGAUCAACUCUCCGACAUUUCCUGCGAACCGGCCGCUCUAGAAGGCAGCGCUUGGUUCAAAGGGAAGAAGCUAGGAGGAAGUUUGAGCGGGACUUUGCUCUCCGGGCAGAUUCCGGUUUACCGAGACGAAGGCGGCGGCAGCGGCUUCCUGGGCGCGGGACGAGGUCUGAACGUCUCCCUGCCCAAGGACUACGCCUUCCCCGAGGACGGCAAGCCCAUGGUGGACGGGUCGCUCACCGCCAUCGUCGCCAGCGACGAGGAGCUAAGAGGGAGCUACAACUGGGACUACCUGCUCAACUGGUGCCCGCAGUUCCAACCGCUCGCCAACGUCUUCACGGAGAUCGCUCGGCUAAAGGACGAAACCGCCCAGAACACGCGCCAGCCCUUCAAGCCCAAAAUAGACCCCAAACCGAGGAUCGACCCGCCGCCGCUCAUCACGUCGGUGGCCCACCCGGGCGCCAUGUCGGUGCCGCCCAAGGUUCCCGUGAUCGGGCGGACGUUCCCCCACCUGGCGUCGCUGCGGAGAUCCCCCAUCAGCCACGAGGGCUCCAUCUCGUCGGCGGCCAUGUCGCCCAGCUUCUCCCCGUCGCUGUCGCCGCUGGCCGCCCGAUCCCCGGCCGUCUCUCCGUUCGGGGUCAACCAGGGCCCGUCGGCGUCCAUGAUCAGCACCAGGGAGCCGUCGCUGGACCACAGCCCCGACCACGAGAUGAGGAUAUGACCGCCACCGUAGCGGCGGAACAAUCCGUUUGGAUGCCAUUCGGUCAUUUUUGACCGCGACGUUAGCGGCGGAACAAUCCGUUCGGAGGCCGUUCUGUCGUUUGUACUCUCGUCCUUAAAAAAGAACAAUCAUUUGGCGGCUUUUACGCUAGUACCUACUCAGCCCGACUCACCUCGCCCUCGUUUCCUUUCCGGAUCAGAAGUCGGCAGGAAGUUGGAGCGAAGCUGCUGUGACGAACUUGAUUGUGCAUUUGACACAAAUGAAGAACUAAAGGCGCCAAAGACGGAGAACAUGGAUGAGUUGGUGUAUCUGCUGCUUAGCUUUUUGGUUUUCUUUGUUUCAGACAAGGAUAAGAGGUCUUACCUUUCCUUUUAAGGUAAGACCUCUUAUCCUUGUCUGAACCAAAGAAAACCAAAAAUCUAUCAACAUUGAAGACAUAAUGUUCUGUGGCAUUUAUUUGAUAUAAGUUCAAAACUACGCCAUUGUUCUUCCAAGAAAAUUAACAAGAAGUCGCCGUCAGAGUGGCCGUUGAAAUGAUGUCACUUCCUGACUCAGACGUCUGACUCCAACCCCCCGACCAAUCGGUGGCGUGUAGAGUGAUGACAUCACAGCCCGACUUAAAACCUCGGCAGAAUAGUUACAGAAAAGUAUCUACUCUGUAGUUAAACCCUGGUGGGAAAGAACCAAACUUGGUGGAGGAGACGAGUAGGUGCUGGUGGAAAAGCGCCAAUAGUCUCAAGACCUGAACAAACGUUUUACAGUCGCCCAGACGGACAUCUUUGUUUUUUACGGGCGAUGAAAGCUGAAAACUGAAAACUGAAAACGAACCGCGGACGGACUCGUGGUGGAACUUUUGUUUGGCAGUGAACACGCAGAAGUGGCAAAGCUUCCACUUCCCCCGCGACGCAGGAACGGCCUUCAGUCCGGGAUCCCGUAGUGUGUAGAAACAAACGAGUAGUUAACGAUAGUUAACGAUAGUUAACGUUACCUCACUGGCUGGCCAGAGAGAGAAGGACCUCGUCCUCUCUUUGUGUCUGUGGAUGUUUUUUACUCUCCUGAACUGAACUCUGAACUCAUGAACUCUAAAUGCUGCGGCUGCUUUUGGAUUAGCAAGCGAAGAGCGAAGAAAACGGAAGUAUUAGGGCCAGAAAAAUAGAAACAAUAUUUUAGAGGAGGAAGAUUUGUUUUUCAUUAUGCACUUAGAGAAAAAAGCCAAAAUGUCGAGAAAAAAGUCAAAAUUUUGUGAAUAAAGUUGAAAUGUUGAGAAAAAAGGUGAAUUGUCUUUACGAUAUUGAUUGUAAACACAUAUCACACAAUACAGUUGCAUAACUUCAGAAAAUUAACGUUCCACUCCAAGGAUGUAAGUUAGUUAGCUAGUUAGUUAGUUAGCUAGAGACAUUUAUACUUUAUUACAAAGUUGUAUUUCAACUUUAUUCACCAAAUUGUAUUUACACUUCAUUCUCGAAAUUUCGAUUUUAUUCACAAAAUUUUGACUUUAUUCACGAAAUUGUGUUUCAAUUUUAUUCUCGAAAUUUCAACUUUAUUCACGAAAUUUCAACUUUAUUCACGAAAUUUCGACUUUUUUCUCGACAUUUCGACUUUUUUCUCGACAUUUCAACUUCUUUCUCAAAGUGUACAGUAAAAACAAUCUUCCCCUCUAAUAUUUUCCUCUUCACGGCCCUGGUACUCCUGUAUUUUUCCGUAGAAGAGUUUGUUUUCACCGAGACUUUGACUGAUUGGCCGAGACGUCGCCGGGUGGGAGGAGCCUCCUCACUUCAUGACAUUUCAUCUGAUUUUUGCUUUUAUUUUUAUAUUUUUAUAUGAAUUUAAUGAUUUCAGAUUCAUAAUCCCACGUUGAGAGAUGAUUGUUUGUUCCUGUGUAUUUGCAUAUCUGUAUAUUUGUGUGUUUGCCGGUUCUGUUACUGUAUCGUCUAAUAGUGGACGUGUGUGCGUGGGAAAUGUUUGUUUUUAGCUUUAUUUAUAUGAAACAUGGACUUUUCUGUCACAAUUUGACAAUAGGAAACCAAGCACAGCUCACUUUAUGCUGUGUUGUUACCUUAUUUUAUUUUUUUUAACGGUCAAAAGUAGAUUUUUUUCCAAAUCCAAAACCACAUCCGGAUGAAAAUUUGCUGAUAACAAACAAAACGCCGACUUCUCCAUCAGUUUACACUGCAAAAACUCAAAAUCUUACCAGGAAUAUUUGUCUUAUUUCUAGUUAAAAUGUCUCAUUUUUAGUCAAAAAUCUCAUUACACUUAAAACAAGAGUCAUUAACAGAAAAAUAACUUAUUUGACAAUUUUCACCUGUUUCAAGUAAAUUUUCACUUGAAAUAAGUAGAAAAAUCUGCCAGUGGAACAAGAUUUAUCUUCUUAUUACAAGCAAAAAAAUCUUGUUCCACUGGCAGAUUUUUCUACUUAUUUUAAGUGAAAAUCUACUUGAAACAGGUGAAAAUUGUUGUUUUUUCCAGUGAUGAGUCUUGUUUUAAGUGUAAUGAGAUUUUUUUUUACUAAAAAUUUGACAUUUUAACUAGAAAUAGGAGAAAUAUUCUUGUUAAGAAUUUGAGUUUUUGCAGUGUAGUUCGGGGGUCAGCUCUUUAGCGCCGCCCUAGUGGCUCCUGGAGCUUUCUCAAAAAUGUUUGAAAAUGGAAAUCGAUGGGGAGGGAAAUAUAUUUUUUUGUUUUAAUGUGGUUUCUGUUGGAGGACAAACAUGACACAAACAUUCUGAACGUUUUUCCAAUGCUGUAAAAAUGUGUAGAAUAAAUAUUACAUUUCAACAUUUCUGUUAAAGAAGAUUUGUACGGAAGAGAAUCAGGUCCAUGCAGGAAAAUAAAUAUUGGAGAGGGAAAGAUAUUUUUUAUUGAGAAAAAAGUUGAAAUUUCUAGAUUAAUGUUGAAAUAAAAUUUUGAGAAAAAAGUCGAAAUGUCGAGAAAAAAGUGGAAAUUUCGAGAAAAAAGUUGAAAUGUUGAGAAAAAAGUCAAAAUUUCGUGAAUAAAGGUUGAAAUGUUGAGCAAAAAGGCGAAAUUUCAACUUUAUUCUUGAAAUUGUAUUUCAACAUUAAUCUCGAAAUUUCAACUUUUGUCUCAUCAUUUCAUGCAAAAUAAAAAAACAUCUUCCUCUCCAAUAUGUUUUCUCCUUCAGGCCCUGAUUCUCUUCCGUAGAGAAUUCAACGUUUCUUGGAGCGAAUCAUUUGCAUUCGUUACCUGAAUGCUUAGACUUAAUAUUUUGCGGCUCCAGAGAUAUUUGUUUUUUGUGUUUUUGGUCCAACAUGUUGGUUUUCCACCCCUGAUCUGAACUCUGAUCACCUUUGUGUCUUUUCUAAAGAAAGUGCUUCCUGAAUCAGCCGGAUCAGCCACUAAUAAUAAUCGUCCAGGCUGAGAUUCGUAAGUGGCUUAACAAGUUCUUCAUUCACCUUUAGGAAGAUCUCAAAGUGUUUGGAACUAGAGCUAAGAUAUCCUUAAAGUAUGGUAUAAUCUGAAAAGUAAUUAAUUAUUUAACUUUGAGGAUUUCGACACAUGAGCCAAACAAGCGAUGAAUGUACAACAAACACUCCAGAAACCAGUGCAGUAUUUAUGUCCCUCGUUAGCUCCUAGUUCUGUGUUUUCUACUCGUGUGAUUCAAAUAUCAGUGUUUUCCAGGUGUUUUCAGGUUCCACAUGUUAAACUCAUCUGCACUUUUAUUGUUAUGUGUCAUUCAGAUCCAGUUUUGUCCAGUUUUGUCUUGUUUUAAACUCUUUGGGGGACUGUUAGCCGUUAGCCGUUAGCGAGCGACGGCUCCGCCGUCAAUCAAACCGUUUCAGACUCAUUUCUGUAGAAAAAGCCUCAAGUUGAACUCGAUUCCAGCGACGGAUCAGAGCGACGGCCAAGAAUAAAGAACAAGGACCUGUACAUGUAUUGAAAGCAAAUAAUAAAUUCCUACUGAUC
Messenger RNA from Cololabis saira (Pacific saury), 14182 nucleotides. Its product is annotated as protocadherin-16-like. The record is from RefSeq and is a predicted model, not a curated record. Gene Ontology annotation, biological process: homophilic cell-cell adhesion. NCBI's taxonomy places the organism in Eukaryota, Metazoa, Chordata, Actinopteri, Beloniformes, Belonidae. The coding region runs from base 389 to 10264 and encodes 3291 amino acids. Gene Ontology annotation, cellular component: plasma membrane. Gene Ontology annotation, molecular function: calcium ion binding. The transcript has 32 exons.